UCCUGUAUUUGCAAACCUUUCUCUAUUCCAAAAAGUAUCCAAGAUCGAAAUCUUCUGAUUUCCCGCUUCUUGAAGAACUUUAUCGAAAUGCUCAUCUAUUCCUAUUGCAAAAAGCGCAGUUUCGAAUUCUGCAAGAUAUCUUCCAGAAACUCUUCUUGCUGCAUCAAAUGUAUUCAUCUGAAUUGCUUUAAGUGCAACAUUAUGAAUUCCUUCUCUGAGAAGCUUUGCAAUAUUGCUAUCCAAUAUUGA
Messenger RNA from Cryphonectria parasitica EP155, 249 nucleotides. RefSeq lists its product as uncharacterized. The annotation marks the transcript as partial. The transcript has a single exon. NCBI's taxonomy places the organism in Eukaryota, Fungi, Ascomycota, Sordariomycetes, Diaporthales, Cryphonectriaceae. The record is from RefSeq and is a predicted model, not a curated record.